Molecule: messenger RNA, 914 nt
Organism: Erinaceus europaeus (western European hedgehog)
Lineage: Eukaryota; Metazoa; Chordata; Mammalia; Eulipotyphla; Erinaceidae
Gene: IFT22
Product: intraflagellar transport 22
Exons: 5
Coding region: 115-672 (185 amino acids)
Biological process (GO): intracellular protein transport
Cellular component (GO): endomembrane system
Molecular function (GO): GTPase activity
Source: RefSeq, a predicted model, not a curated record
UCUCCAUGGAGACGAGGCGGCCAAUCAGCGCCGUGGCUUCAGCUCCGCCACGACUACGGCUGGCUCUGGCCGCUCGGGGUUGGGCUGGUUGAAGCCUGAGGGCGGCUGACCGCGAUGCUCAAGGCCAAGAUCCUCUUCGUGGGGCCCUGUGAGAGCGGCAAAAGCGUGCUGGCCAACUUCCUGACGGAGUCCUCCGAGAUCACGGAGCACAGCCCGACCCAGGGAGUGAGGAUCCUGGAAUUCGAGAACCCGCAGGUGACGGGCACCAGCAGAGGUGCAGGCUGUGAGUUCGAGCUGUGGGACUGCGGCGGUGACCCCAAGUUCGAGUCCUGUUGGCCGGCGCUGAUGAAGGACUCGCACGGGGUGGUGAUCGUCUUCAAUGCCGACACGCCCAGCCACCUGAAGGAGAUCGAGACGUGGUAUGCCUGCUUCGUGCAGGGCCAGUUCCUGCCCGACGCGCACUGCCUGCUGGUUGCUCACCACAAGCCGGGCUCGGGCGGCGACAGGGGACACCUGGCCCUGGCGCCGCCCCUCAACAAGCUGAAGUUGGUGCACUCCAACCUGGAGGAUGACCCAGAAGAGAUCCGCUCGGAGUUCAUCAAAUACCUGAAGAACAUCAUCAGCUCCAUGUCCGAGAGCAGAGACCGAGAGGAGAUGUCCAUCAUCACCUAGCGGCCUCUGGGGCAGCUGUGGCCCCCUGUCUGUCCCCCAGGGCUGAGGGGAUGUCCCUUCCUUGCUAGAAGGUCCGGUGCCCUCCAAUCUCUCCCCUCUCUCCCCUGUGUGGUUGAGAAAGGCCUGCUGCUGGGUUCUCCUCCCUUCACCCCAGACCUCAUCAGAGAGCUGGGAAGUGGUGGGGGGCCGGGGGGACUCCCCUCUCCAUGCACAUGUUAAGUUAUAAAAGUUGUGGAACCCUA